AUGGGAAGCUCAUUCGAGAUGAACAACUUCCCUUCUCCGCAAAUCUCAUCCCAAUUCACUUCAUCUUCUCAGACCUCUCUCCCCAUCGACCUCCCUCUCCCUCUCUGCCCGCCUCCAACAACGGCGCGGAACCCGGCCUCGCAGCGCCAAGAUCGGACGUGGGGACCGUCUUCGGACCGGUUCGCCGCCGUCGGCCCCGGUUGGUUCGCACCCAUCCAUCCACGCAUAUCCAGUAUCCGCAAGUCAGCCGAGCCGCGCGAUGCCAAAUACAGGCAGGCCGAGUCCAAACUGCCAUUUGUGCCGGAGCCGAAGGGUCAAGGCCGACCUCAGUGCCAAAGAUGCAUCAAGUACGGGGUCCAGUGCCCCGGCUACCGCGACGAUGACGGAAUGCGCUUUCAGAACGCCGAUCCCACCUCGUUUGAGCGACGGAAGAAGAAGAGGAACCACCAGCACCAAGACCAGGACGAUGAGGCGGCGUUGAUGACCAACUCAAGGACCGGGACCCUACAGAUCAUAGAAUUCACACCUGAAUUAUCGACAGCGGCAUCGAUCUCAACCUCGGCGUCCCCUGGGUCGAGCCGCCAACCGAGCCGGCAGUCCACACCUGCCACGAGCGUCACCACUGACACCACUACCUCGACGCAGUUAUCCGUAGCACUUCCCGUGCUCAAGACUAUCCGUCAACACUGGACUGCCGAAUCCAUCCCGCUGGUCCUGGGAUUCUACGAGAGCCUGGACUUUCUUCCAGGCUUGUUCAGGGGUGCCGGCCAAAACCACUGCCUCGUGCUCACCGGCCAGGUCUUUACCAGGGCCUACAUGAUUAACAAGUUCCGUCCCAGGGCCGACUAUCGCGAGCUGUCCAUCGUUCUCGGCCAUGCUCUGGCCGCGGUACAGGAGGCUAUCAGAAACCCGAAGACGUAUACUUCUGAUUCAACGAUCGUUGCGGUUUGGUUGCUUGGGAACUAUGAGCUGAUGAUUGGCGGGUUGGAACGGAGAUCGUUCAUUACCAAUAAAGAAAGGGGUUCGUCGCCCGAAGUUCCCUGGCACAUCCACGGCCAGGGCCUCCUCAGCCUCAUGCGGGCAAGGGGGGACCGGCAGCUCUACACCCGGUCCGGCCGUCAAAUCUUCUGGGUCAUGCACAAUAUGAUUCAAGUCCAACUCACGAUUGCAAACACACCUUGUCCCCCGGACUUUGAACGCUGGCUCGACAUCAUCGAAGCAACCCUCCAACCCAGCGAAGGCCUCCUUCUUCACACUGCCCGCUACCUCUCUGCAGCAUGCUCCCUUCUAUCAAAACUGAUCCCGCUAACACUCAGCGGCGAUGCCUCCCGCGCCCGGGCAGCAUACCCGGCCCUCAUUGCUGAGAGCGACCGGGCAGACCUCGCCAUGGCGGAGUGGAUGCACGCGGCGCCCGAGUUCCAAUUCGAACCGGGGCCGAUGUGGGGCUACUUCUGGAACUCGUGGCGGAGCGCAAGGAUCAAGGUGCACCACAUGAUCAUUCUUAUUUCGAAUCUCGUCGAGUAUGGUGAGCCGUCGCUGGUUCCGGAAGAUUACGACGUAGACUGUGGUGGGUGUCCGUUGUUGAACCCGGAAGUCCUUCACGCCCGCCGGGAAUUCUGCAUGGGCAUCAUCGCGACGGCCGGUCGGGAUGUCGUGGAGGGGAUACCGAGGUCGUUGGGCGGGAAAAUGCCGGACCUAGACCCGGAUUUGCCCUCGUCGUAUUUCGAUGGCGUGAGGUUGAUUUGGCCGCUGAGCCACCUGUACAUUCUCCCCACGGCGCCGCGGCACCUGCGAAUCGUGGCAAGGGAUGCGUUGUUGAGAAUCGCCAAGGAGAAGGGGAUCUUGACGGCGUUGAAGCCGAGGGCGGGCGGGAUGCUGUUCCCAGAGGCGGCGUUGAGGGGCAUCCCGGUGGAUAAUCUGGAGGAUGUUAUUGAGGGCGGCGGAGGAGUGCAUCAGAUUGCGACCAAAGUUGAGGCGCAGGAUUGA
This is a messenger RNA of Colletotrichum costaricense, 1986 nucleotides long. RefSeq lists its product as uncharacterized. The transcript has 5 exons. The record is from RefSeq and is a predicted model, not a curated record. NCBI's taxonomy places the organism in Eukaryota, Fungi, Ascomycota, Sordariomycetes, Glomerellales, Glomerellaceae. Bases 1 to 1986 code for a protein of 661 amino acids.